Molecule: messenger RNA, 2079 nt
Organism: Penicillium mononematosum
Lineage: Eukaryota; Fungi; Ascomycota; Eurotiomycetes; Eurotiales; Aspergillaceae
Product: type I 3-dehydroquinate dehydratase
Exons: 3
Coding region: 1-2079 (692 amino acids)
Molecular function (GO): 3-dehydroquinate dehydratase activity
Source: RefSeq, a predicted model, not a curated record
AUGGCCACGCCGCUGCUCGAAGAUCCCCCUGUCUCCACCGCCCUCAAAGCCCAAGAUCCUCCUGGCGCAAACCCCAAUAUCGCCGGCCCUUCCAAUGCUACAACAACCCUCUCUCUCGCUCCUCCGGCUAGCGCGCCCACAGACCAGACAGCCGCGGGCAUCGCCGCGCCGGCCGCCGCCACUGCCGCGGGGACUGUCGUGAUCAUCUACGGUCAGAACCAAGAGCAUAUUGUACAACUGGUAGCGGAGGUUCUGGGGAAGCCAUGGACAACGGACGCGUCACUUGGGAUGCUUGCGCGAGCCAACGAUGCAGUGGUAGUGGGGAUACUAGCGCACGACCUAGCGGGGAGCUUGCAAGGAUGCGAGCGAUCAUGUCUGAUUCUGGUAAACACGUACUGUGUGGAAAACGGGUCUGCGCCGGACGACUCGCUCACCGAGAGUUGUGACUAUGAAUUCUUAUAUUCGCGGAGUCCGUUCCUGCGUCGGGAUCUGUCGCGGUUUUUGUCUUUGAUUUUUGGUCAGACGAGGCCGCAUGAUGAUUUGCGGACGAAGACCAGGACGAAUUUUAUUUCGACUACUUUUCCUGAUGUACAUGCUGCUUUGCCCAAUUUAGAUAUCCUUUCUGUGGGAUCUGACGCCGUUGAGAUCCGUGUGGAUUUGCUGGUUGAGCCUGUGCCGAAGGGUUGGACAACUCCGCCUGUUCCGAGUUUGAAGUAUGUUGGCCAGCAGUUGAUGUUGUUGCGGCAGCAUACGGAGUUGCCGAUUAUCUUUACUGUUCGUUGUACAAGGGAGAAUGGGAAGUUCCCGAUGGAUGACCCAGCGCUGUUUUACAGGUACCUGCGGCGCGCGAUACAGUGGGGAGUUGAGUAUGUCGAUGUCGAACUGUGGCUGCCCGAGGAGAUCCGGCGCCAGCUGUUUGAGAAAAAGGGCCAUAGUAUGAUUUUAUCUGCGUUCCAUGACUUCUCCGGGACCUGGAAGUGGACGUCCGAAGAGGCGCAGCGCAUAUUCACGGAGAGCGCCAAAUACGCCGACAUAGUGAAGAUGAUCGCCAUGGUUCACACAAUCGAGGAGAACUACGAACUAGAAUACUUCCGCUCAACCAUCAAAAGCCGCGGCGCAGGCCCACCCCUGUCAGCAGUCAACAUGGGCCAAAUGGGCCAGCUAUCUCGAGCCCUUAACACCGUCUUCUCUCCAAUCACCCACCCCCUCCUCCCAAUGAUCGCCGCCCCAGGCCAGCUAACCGCGGCGGAGAUCAACGAAGCCCUACACAUAAUGGGCCAACUCCCCAAACGCGAGCUCUACGCCAUCGGCUCGUUCCGCUCAACCCCACACUCAAUGUUCAUGGAGAAAUGCCUAAAUGAACUUGGCCUCCCGCACAACUUCACCUCGGUCGACCGCGGCCCAAAAGGCUCCAUGGAAUCCGUCCUCGUCCAACCGCACUUCGGCGUCCCAACCACAACUGGUUUCAUCCCCGCAGCCAGCGACGCAGCCCGCGCAAUCGGGUUAGUCGACACAAUCGCCAUGACACCGGGCGAAGCCGCACCAGGAACCUCCCGAUUCAUCGGCGAAAACGCCGCCUGGAAGGGCAUCCGCGCAACCCUGACGCGCGAAUACGUCCCAUCCGCGUACAGCAGCCGCGCAGCGAUCAUCCUCGCCAGCUCCCAGGCUGACGCUUCAGCGGCGAUCUUCGCACUACGCAGUCUAGCCGUUGGCACGAUCUACACAGUCGGGUUCAAAGCGAGUGGCCCGCUCGCUGCAGGUCUUGAGCCGUUCACAUCCAUCCAGUCUGUCAAACGGGUUGAGCAGCCCUUUAAAUCGCUGCUCGUGCAGCCUUUGCUGAGACAUUAUGGUGUUAAUGGUCGUUGCUCGCCGCCUUGUACUCGUGGGAGGGUUUAUCUUGAUCUUACCAGUGGGCUGAGGAAGGGGGAUCCUUUGGCCGUUGCCACUCGUGCUGGAUGGACAGCCUAUGGCGUCGAGGACGUUAGUGCUUGGACUACUGUUGAGACGCUGAGGUUGCUUGUUGGGCAGAAUGUGCCGUUUGACUUUGUGCGCAUGGCGUCUGGGAGGCCUCUGUUCUAG